GCGAGGAAGGCGGCUCCCGAGGGCGGGAGAGAAACUGCCGUAACUUCUGCCGUUCAGGAGCCCGGUUACUUAUUUAUUCGUUACCCUUUUUCUUCUUCCUUCCCCCAGAACCUUUUCCUUCCUCCCCUCUUUAUUCCCACCCCCUUUUUUGGGAGACGAAAACCCUCCGGAAAGGAGGAACAGCUCCUUUCGUUCCUUUCCGUUUCCCCGCCUCCUUCCCUCCCCCAUCUCUCCUCCCUCUGGCGUUUUCCUCCCAACUCGGGAGGUCCUUCCCGGUGGCCGCCCCGACGGGGUCUGAGCGCCUAGGCGGAGGCGGCGCAGGGUUUUUGUAGGGAGGUUUGCGCCUGCGCAGCGCGCCUGCCUCCGCGAUGCACGGCGGGGGCCCCCCCUCCGGGGACAGCGCAUGCCCGCUGCGCACCAUCAAGCGCGUGCAGUUCGGAGUCCUCAGUCCGGAUGAACUGAAGCGGAUGUCUGUGACAGAGGGUGGUAUCAAAUACCCAGAGACGACGGAAGGAGGCCGCCCCAAGCUUGGGGGGCUGAUGGACCCACGGCAGGGAGUGAUCGAGAGGACAGGCCGCUGCCAAACGUGUGCAGGAAACAUGACGGAGUGUCCUGGCCACUUUGGCCACAUUGAGCUGGCCAAGCCUGUCUUCCACGUGGGCUUCUUAGUGAAGACCAUGAAGGUCCUGCGCUGUGUCUGCUUCUUCUGCUCCAAACUGCUCGUGGACUCUAACAACCCGAAGAUCAAGGACAUUCUGGCCAAGUCCAAGGGACAGCCCAAGAAGCGACUCACACACGUCUAUGACCUUUGCAAGGGCAAAAACAUCUGUGAGGGCGGGGAGGAGAUGGACAACAAGUUCGGUGUGGAGCAGCCCGAGGGAGAUGAGGAUCUGACCAAAGAGAAGGGCCAUGGCGGCUGUGGGCGCUACCAGCCCCGUAUCCGGCGUUCGGGUCUGGAGCUCUAUGCGGAGUGGAAGCACGUCAACGAGGACUCUCAGGAGAAGAAGAUCUUGCUGAGCCCCGAGCGCGUGCAUGAGAUCUUCAAGCGCAUCUCCGAUGAGGAGUGCUUUGUUCUGGGCAUGGAGCCCCGCUAUGCGCGGCCGGAGUGGAUGAUUGUGACUGUGCUGCCGGUGCCCCCACUCUCCGUGCGGCCCGCUGUUGUGAUGCAGGGCUCGGCCCGCAACCAGGAUGACCUGACGCACAAGCUGGCCGACAUCGUGAAGAUCAACAACCAGCUCCGGCGGAAUGAGCAGAACGGCGCAGCAGCGCACGUCAUCGCCGAGGACGUGAAGCUCCUGCAGUUCCACGUGGCCACCAUGGUGGACAACGAGCUGCCUGGCUUGCCCCGUGCCAUGCAGAAAUCUGGGCGUCCCCUCAAGUCCCUGAAGCAGCGGUUAAAGGGCAAGGAAGGCCGGGUGCGAGGGAACCUGAUGGGCAAGCGUGUGGACUUCUCGGCUCGCACGGUCAUCACCCCCGACCCCAACCUCUCCAUCGACCAGGUCGGCGUGCCCCGCUCCAUUGCCGCCAACAUGACCUUCGCAGAGAUUGUCACACCCUUCAACAUUGACAGACUUCAAGAACUAGUUCGCAGGGGGAACAGCCAGUACCCAGGGGCCAAGUACAUCAUCCGAGACAACGGGGAUCGCAUUGAUCUGCGUUUCCACCCCAAGCCCAGCGACCUUCACCUGCAGACCGGUUACAAGGUGGAGCGGCACAUGUGCGACGGGGACAUUGUUAUCUUCAACCGGCAGCCGACCUUGCACAAAAUGUCCAUGAUGGGGCACAGGGUCCGCAUCCUCCCCUGGUCGACGUUUCGCUUGAAUCUUAGUGUGACCACCCCGUACAAUGCAGACUUUGAUGGGGACGAGAUGAACUUGCACCUGCCGCAGUCCCUGGAGACGCGAGCAGAGAUCCAGGAGCUCGCCAUGGUCCCCCGCAUGAUUGUCACCCCCCAGAGCAACCGCCCGGUCAUGGGCAUCGUGCAGGACACACUCACAGCAGUGCGCAAAUUCACCAAGAGAGACGUGUUCUUGGAGCGGGGAGAAGUGAUGAACCUCCUGAUGUUCCUGUCUACCUGGGACGGGAAGGUUCCCCAGCCGGCCAUCCUCAAGCCACGACCCCUGUGGACAGGCAAGCAGAUCUUCUCCCUCAUCAUUCCCGGCCACAUCAACUGCAUCCGGACCCACAGCACCCAUCCUGAUGAUGAGGACAGUGGCCCUUACAAGCACAUCUCUCCUGGGGACACUAAGGUGGUGGUGGAGAAUGGGGAGCUGAUCAUGGGCAUCCUGUGUAAGAAGUCUCUGGGCACGUCAGCCGGCUCCCUGGUGCAUAUCUCCUACCUUGAAAUGGGCCAUGAUAUCACGCGACUCUUCUACUCCAACAUUCAAACCGUCAUUAACAACUGGCUCCUCAUCGAGGGUCAUACCAUUGGUAUUGGGGACUCCAUUGCUGAUUCUAAGACGUACCAGGACAUUCAGAACACUAUUAAGAAGGCCAAGCAGGAUGUAAUAGAGGUUAUCGAGAAAGCCCAUAACAAUGAGCUGGAGCCCACCCCAGGGAACACUCUACGUCAGACCUUUGAGAAUCAGGUCAACCGUAUUCUCAAUGAUGCCCGAGACAAGACUGGUUCCUCUGCUCAGAAAUCCCUUUCGGAAUACAACAACUUCAAGUCUAUGGUGGUGUCUGGAGCUAAAGGCUCCAAGAUCAACAUCUCCCAGGUCAUUGCUGUUGUCGGGCAGCAGAACGUGGAGGGCAAGCGGAUCCCAUUUGGGUUUAAGCACCGGACUCUGCCUCACUUCAUCAAGGAUGACUAUGGGCCUGAGAGCCGAGGCUUCGUGGAGAAUUCCUACCUGGCUGGUCUCACACCCACCGAGUUCUUCUUCCAUGCCAUGGGCGGUCGUGAGGGGCUCAUCGACACAGCUGUCAAGACCGCUGAGACAGGGUACAUCCAGCGGCGGCUGAUCAAGUCCAUGGAGUCGGUGAUGGUGAAGUACGACGCGACGGUGAGGAACUCCAUCAAUCAGGUGGUGCAGCUGCGCUAUGGCGAGGACGGCCUGGCUGGCGAGAGCGUGGAGUUCCAGAACCUGGCCACCCUGAAGCCUUCCAACAAGGCUUUCGAGAAGAAGUUCCGCUUUGACUACACCAACGAGCGGGCCCUGCGGCGCACCCUGCAGGAGGAGCUGGUGAAGGACGUGCUGAGCAACGCGCACAUCCAGAACGAGCUGGAGCGGGAGUUUGAGCGCAUGCGCGAGGACCGCGAAGUGCUUCGGGUCAUCUUCCCCACUGGCGACAGCAAGGUUGUCCUGCCCUGUAACCUGCUGCGCAUGAUCUGGAACGCCCAGAAAAUCUUCCACAUCAACCCACGCCUUCCCUCUGACCUGCACCCCAUCAAGGUGGUAGAGGGAGUCAAGGAGUUGAGCAAGAAACUGGUGAUUGUGAAUGGGGAUGACCCUCUGAGCCGACAAGCUCAGGAGAAUGCCACACUGUUGUUCAAUAUCCACCUCCGGUCCACGCUCUGCUCCCGCCGCAUGGCUGAGGAGUUCCGGCUCAGUGGAGAGGCCUUCGACUGGCUGCUUGGGGAGAUCGAGUCCAAGUUCAACCAAGCCAUUGCCCAUCCUGGGGAAAUGGUGGGAGCUCUGGCCGCACAGUCCCUGGGGGAACCUGCCACCCAGAUGACCUUGAACACCUUCCACUAUGCCGGGGUGUCUGCCAAGAAUGUGACGCUGGGUGUGCCCCGACUCAAGGAGCUCAUCAACAUCUCCAAGAAGCCAAAGACCCCCUCCCUCACUGUCUUCCUGCUGGGCCAGUCUGCCCGAGACGCCGAGAGAGCCAAGGACAUCCUGUGUCGCCUGGAACAUACCACAUUGAGAAAGGUGACUGCCAACACAGCCAUCUACUAUGACCCCAACCCACAAAGCACGGUGGUAGCGGAAGACCAAGAGUGGGUGAAUGUCUACUAUGAGAUGCCUGACUUUGAUGUGGCCCGGAUCUCCCCCUGGUUGUUGAGGGUGGAGCUGGACCGGAAGCACAUGACAGACCGGAAGCUGACCAUGGAGCAGAUCGCUGAAAAGAUCAAUGCUGGCUUUGGUGAUGACCUGAACUGCAUCUUUAACGACGACAAUGCUGAGAAGCUUGUGCUCCGGAUCCGGAUCAUGAACAGUGACGAAAAUAAGAUGCAAGAGGAGGAGGAGGUGGUGGACAAGAUGGAUGAUGACGUGUUUCUGCGCUGCAUCGAGUCCAACAUGUUGACGGACAUGACCCUGCAGGGCAUCGAGCAGAUCAGCAAGGUGUACAUGCACCUGCCCCAGACGGACAACAAGAAGAAGAUCAUCAUCACGGAGGACGGGGAGUUCAAGGCCCUGCAGGAGUGGAUCCUGGAGACGGACGGCGUGAGCCUGAUGCGCGUGCUGAGCGAGAAGGACGUGGACCCCGUGCGCACCACGUCCAACGACAUCGUGGAGAUCUUCACGGUGCUGGGCAUUGAGGCCGUGCGGAAGGCCCUGGAGCGGGAGCUGUACCAUGUCAUCUCCUUCGACGGCUCCUACGUCAACUACCGGCACUUGGCUCUCCUGUGUGACACCAUGACCUGCCGUGGCCACCUCAUGGCCAUCACCCGGCAUGGUGUCAACCGCCAGGACACGGGACCUCUCAUGAAGUGCUCCUUUGAGGAGACGGUGGACGUGCUCAUGGAAGCCGCAGCACACGGGGAGAGUGACCCCAUGAAGGGGGUCUCGGAGAACAUCAUGCUGGGCCAGCUUGCCCCCGCUGGCACCGGCUGCUUUGACCUCCUGCUCGAUGCCGAGAAGUGCAAGUACGGCAUGGAGAUCCCCACCAACAUCCCCGGCCUGGGGGCUGCUGGACCCACCGGCAUGUUCUUUGGCUCCGCGCCCAGUCCCAUGGGAGGCGUCUCUCCUGCCAUGACGCCCUGGAACCUGGGUGCGACUCCAGCCUAUGACGCCUGGUCCCCCAGUGUGGGGAGCGGGAUGACCCCAGGGGCUGCCGGCUUCUCUCCCAGCGCUGCUUCAGAUGCCAGUGGUUUCAGCCCUGGCUACUCCCCCGCCUGGUCUCCCACACCAGGCUCCCCUGGCUCCCCGGGUCCCUCAAGCCCGUACAUCCCCUCGCCAGGCGGUGCCAUGUCUCCCAGCUACUCGCCAACAUCGCCUGCCUACGAGCCCCGAUCUCCAGGGGGCUACACGCCCCAGAGUCCCUCUUACUCCCCGACCUCCCCCUCUUACUCCCCGACCUCGCCGUCAUAUUCUCCCACCAGUCCCAACUAUAGCCCCACUUCGCCCAGUUACUCCCCGACCUCCCCCAGCUACUCGCCCACCUCCCCCAGCUACUCGCCAACCUCUCCGAGUUAUUCUCCAACUUCUCCCAGCUACUCCCCCACCUCCCCCAGCUACUCGCCCACCUCCCCCAGCUACUCGCCCACGUCUCCCAGCUACUCGCCCACUUCCCCCAGCUACUCACCAACUUCCCCCAGCUAUUCACCAACUUCCCCCAGUUAUUCACCCACCAGUCCCAACUAUUCUCCAACCAGUCCCAAUUACACCCCGACAUCACCCAGCUACAGCCCCACGUCCCCCAGCUACUCACCUACUAGUCCCAACUACACGCCGACCAGCCCGAACUAUAGCCCCACCUCGCCCAGCUACUCGCCCACCUCGCCCAGCUACUCGCCCACCUCACCCAGCUACUCGCCUUCAAGCCCAAGGUACACGCCACAGUCUCCCACCUAUACCCCGAGCUCGCCCAGCUACAGCCCCAGCUCGCCCAGCUACAGCCCCACGUCCCCCAAGUACACCCCAACCAGUCCUUCCUACAGCCCCAGCUCACCCGAGUACACCCCAACUUCACCCAAGUACUCCCCUACCAGCCCCAAAUAUUCACCCACUUCUCCCAAGUACUCUCCUACCAGCCCCACCUAUUCGCCAACCACCCCAAAGUACUCACCAACAUCACCCACCUAUUCACCCACCUCUCCUGUCUAUACUCCCACUUCGCCCAAGUACUCACCUACGAGCCCCACAUACUCACCUACAUCCCCCAAGUACUCUCCCACCAGCCCCACCUACUCUCCCACCUCACCCAAAGGCUCUACCUACUCUCCCACCUCCCCCGGCUACUCCCCCACCAGCCCUACCUACAGCCUCACUAGCCCGGCCAUCAGCCCCGAUGACAGUGACGAGGAGAACUGAGGGCGGCCGCAGCUGGCUAGGGAGGGGGCACCUCAGUGCGAUUCCCCACCCUCUUGUACAUAAUGUCUGUGAUGUAGCUCUCCCACCCCGGCAGAGCGCUGGUUCCCAUUUUCAGUGGGCUUGUCUUGUUUUCUCAGUGUGCUUUCUCAGAACCCUCCUGCCCAGUUGUGGUUCCUCCUUCCUAACCCACCCGCCCCAGGCCUGCCCCCCACUGAGGAGCCUGCCUUGCCUGUGGCUGAAUUGGGGCGACAGGGUGUUUCACUUCUUAGAAGGGAGGGUCAUGAGAGCGGAUCCUCCAAAAGAACAAAGCUGAAACUGCCUCUUUUUUUGUUAUUUUAUUUUUUUCAAAUUUAAAUAAAGUUUACUAAUUUUGACCAAAA
This is a messenger RNA of Echinops telfairi (small Madagascar hedgehog), 6577 nucleotides long. It is a transcript of the gene POLR2A, whose product is annotated as RNA polymerase II subunit A. Gene Ontology annotation, cellular component: RNA polymerase II, core complex. Gene Ontology annotation, molecular function: DNA binding. Gene Ontology annotation, biological process: transcription by RNA polymerase II. The transcript is spliced from 29 exons. Lineage: Eukaryota; Metazoa; Chordata; Mammalia; Afrosoricida; Tenrecidae. Bases 369 to 6197 code for a protein of 1942 amino acids. The record is from RefSeq and is a predicted model, not a curated record.